AUGACGGUAAACACGGAGCGAAAGAAGUCGUUGAUCGAUGGACAUGUUGAGAAUGGAAUCGAUCUCAAGUUCUGCUUUGAUCCCGGACUCCUUGAUAGAUCUGAUUUUACUGUGGAGAAGUUCAUAAAUUUCAAUCGGAAAAGGGCGACCCUCGACCAGAUUCAUAAUGACUUGCGGGCUUUCUUGAGGCAUCUACAGAACUCUAUGGUGGAGCUCAUUAAUGAUGAUUACGCUGAUUUUGUGAAUCUGUCUGCUAAUCUUGCUGCAUUAAAGGAAUCGAUUGAUAAAGUCUCCACGGAUGUUGUGGUAAGCUAAUGAAUUGAACUAACUUCCUCUCCCAAUUUUAGUCUGCUUGGGAUGGGUUUGAAAGUUCGAACGAGUCAAUUAAGGAGACUGCGAAUUUGAUUAACCGAAAAUCCGAAGAGAUUAUACAGAUUCGACAACAUCAGGUGUCCGUACGAAACAAGAUACUGUUCCUGACAAGUCUGGAUAGACUGAGUCUCUGUUUAACCAAAAGACCGUCUGAUUUAUCCCAGAAAUGGUAAAAUUAUACAUUUCUUUACACAUUUAUAAUUUUAGGUACCUAAAGCUCAUAAAUAUUCUAAUCUCAAUCCAAGUGUGGCAGCUAAGAAUUCCGGAGAAUGAUCUAAAGUCGGGAGCACUUGUAGCAAAAGAUGUCUGUUUUGGAAAGGCCAAGAAAUUGCUGACUGAGGAUCUAGUCACAGAUUUAAGAUCGGGAUGCCAGUUUGUCAUAUUUAUUUUGGCGGGCCUGAAGUUGAUUAGAGAGUUGGAAUAUGCUUCAAAAAUAAUUUCAUACACGGUAAUCAAGAGCUCUGUGGAUGUGGUGGGAAGUGACCCUAUCGAUCAGCUGGUCAAUGCAUUUGAACAAUGUAAAAAGGUAUGGUUCCUUCGUUUAUUAUUUUCUUCUUUAGCUCCGAACUCAGUGGAUUACAAAUCUUCAAAUUCACGAUCAGUACACUCAAGAAGCCAGUCAUUUUCUGGAUGACGCUUUAAUGGAAUUUAUUUUAGGAUUUCUGGAUGAUGUGAGUAUCCCAAGAAUGGGCCACGAUUCUCAUUAUUAUUUUUAGAAUCUGAGUUCCCUUUGCCUUCCAAGUGAUCCUUCUGUCUUCUUCCGGUCACAUAUGAUAACCUACAACUUUGCCUCGUCGUUUCCACAAAUUAAUGCUCAUCCCGCAUUCCUUAACGGACUCAGGGAUCGUUAUAAUACGAUGCUUUAUGUAAAACGGCUCACCGCGCCUUUUAGAGACCAAAUGGCUUCGGCGAUUUCCGACCUUACCGUCAAGUAUAACCAGUCCGAAGACCGAUUACAUCCGUUUGAUCCUUCGAAUACUGUGUUGCGAGCAAUAGAUACCCUUUAUUCCGACAAUUAUUUUUUGCCGAACGUAUCCCCAGAGAUUUGGGAGUUUACUUUAAAACUUUUGGAACAACAUCACGAUUGGAUUAACAAGUGUUCUGAGCAAGUUGACGAUUAAUUUUGAUUUUAUUUCAAUUUAGAGUGGAACCUUGCAAAGCAGUUGAUGAGAUAUCUGGAGUAAUAUCAGUUAAAGAAAGAUGGCCGGAUCUUGUGAUUUUGGUUGCCGGUGCUCAUUCUUUUUAUACUAAACUCUACGAUUUUUGUGUGACAAAGAUUUUCAAAAAGUUCCAUGAGAUGAAUGCAGAAGAAGGUCCUUUUCGUCAAUUUGUAAUCGAGUAUAAUGGCCUGGCUGCUGAGAACCGUGCUCAAAUUAUCGACAAGAUUAUCAAAGAUUUAGUGGAGAAAUCCGCUAUUGAAUUAAUGAAGGUUGCAGAAAUUCCCAAGCACUACCGAUGGACAAAAAAACCAGCUCCAACAGCAUCCAAUCCAUAUGUUGACCAGGCAUUUGAAUAUCAAAAAAAAUUUAAAGAACAAGCCGAGAAAAUGGAAUGGAUAGCGGAAUGGAUAACAGAAACACUGAAAAGAAUACGGAGCGAAAUGGUUGAUAUCUUCUUAGAACAUGCUGGAAAGGUGAGUCUUUUCAAAGGAACAAUGUCUUAUUGUUUUAGGUUUUGAGUUCGGUUCAACAAACUGGUUCAAGUCUCCAGCGAUUUAAACGGAAGGGAUUGAUUAAUUCAGAAUCUUCUGACAAAGUGGCGGAAACUGACGAAUUCAAGAUAAAGUUACAAUUACAAUUAGACACUGCACGUGUCAGAGAAGCAGCUAAUGAAGUUGGGAUAUCUGUAGAUAAACUGGAUCAGUUCUUGGAGGCCAUCCAACAGACCGAGGCUUGA
Messenger RNA from Bursaphelenchus xylophilus (pine wood nematode), 2268 nucleotides. The record is from the annotation of a GenBank genome assembly. NCBI's taxonomy places the organism in Eukaryota, Metazoa, Nematoda, Chromadorea, Rhabditida, Aphelenchoididae.